AUGGAUUUCCCUACCGGACGUGGCGGCUGCUUCAACUGCGGCGAGGCCUCUCACCAGGCCAAGGACUGCCCCAAGAAGGGUAAUCCCACCUGCUACAACUGCGGCGGCCAGGGUCACUUGAGCCGUGAAUGCCAGGAACCCGCUAAGGAGAAGUCGUGCUACCGCUGCGGUCAGACCGGUCACCUUUCCCGCGAAUGCCCCCAGGGCGGCGACAGCAACUACAGCGGCGGUGGCAGCCAGGAGUGCUACAAGUGCGGACAGGUCGGCCACAUCGCCCGUCACUGCCCCCAGGGUGGUAACUACGGCGGCUACGGCAGCGGUUACGGUGGUGGUUUCGGCGGUGCCGGUGGCCGUCAGCAGACCUGCUACUCGUGCGGUGGCUUCGGCCACAUGGCUCGUGACUGCACCCAGGGCCAGAAGUGCUACAACUGUGGCGAGGUUGGCCACGUUUCCCGUGACUGCCCUACUGAGGCCAAGGGUGAGCGCAUGUGCUACAAGUGCAAGCAGCCCGGCCACGUGCAGUCCGCUUGCCCUAACUAA
This is a messenger RNA of Penicillium arizonense, 540 nucleotides long. RefSeq lists its product as uncharacterized. The transcript is spliced from 7 exons. NCBI's taxonomy places the organism in Eukaryota, Fungi, Ascomycota, Eurotiomycetes, Eurotiales, Aspergillaceae. Gene Ontology annotation, molecular function: mRNA binding; single-stranded RNA binding; translation regulator activity. The coding region runs from base 1 to 540 and encodes 179 amino acids. Gene Ontology annotation, cellular component: cytoplasm. Gene Ontology annotation, biological process: positive regulation of cytoplasmic translation. The record is from RefSeq and is a predicted model, not a curated record.